CCAUAUCCAAGUUAGACUGCGGUGGGCAUUACCUUAAACAGAAUUGUUCAGAUGCACCACACGAGCCCUAAGCGUUGAAUGACGCACCGCACGACACCACCCCUCCAUCAUCAGCAUAUAAAAAGCACUGCGGGACCGAGCACAACUCACUCACUGCAGCGAGAGCACCAGCCGUCCUGGAUGAUACCAGCCAGGAGCAUGGAGGUGAACACAACUGAUAAAGCUCUUCUUUCAGUUGUCGGCACCGCGACGCUCUCCGGUUGCAGCUAUCACUCCGAAGGCACCGCAGUUGACACGCAUUCGCAGUGCGCGUCACACUGGAGACAUCCAGAGCCAAAGGCGCGAGUGGUGCGCUCCUCCAGCACCGGGAUGCGCCCCUCGUCGUCUGAACGCAAACCUAGGAGAUCUCUAGAUCCCUUCUCCGCGUCUCAGCUCCAUAAAACAAAGCAUAUGAGAUAUGCGAGUAAAAACGACGAGCUGGUCAGCAUAAAACCCAGUCACUACCGGCGCAUAGUUGUGCUCGGCGCGCCCCGAGUCGGUAAAACGGCGAUCAUACGCCGCUUUUUGGGUAAUGAUGGAUUCGAGGAACAGUACGAGCCAACGACCGAAGACUUUCACAGCAAACUCUACCACAUCCGAGGAGAGAGAUACCAGUUAGACAUCCUAGACGCGUCCAAAGAGCGAGACUUCCCGGCCAAACGAAGACUGUCUAUUCUGACAGGUGACAUAUUCCUGCUGGUGUUCAGCGUAAUCGACCGAGAGUCGUUCACGGAGAUCUGCUCGUUACGCGAGGAGAUAGUCACUGCCAAAUCCAAGCUGAGCAAGUCCAAAGAAAACAGACCGCUUCCGAUAAUAAUCUGUGGCAAUAAAACUGACUUAAACUCCUCGAGAGCUGUGCAGGACUCCGAUGUCCGCCAGUCCCUCGGGGAGGAAAGUGUCCUCUUUGAGGUGUCUGCUAAAGACUGCACCAACCUGGAGGAGAUGUUCGAGGCCCUGGCGGUGCUGGGAGGACUCCCCACAGAAACCAGACCCUCUCUCCAUCGAGACAUCUCCAUCCACACGUAUCAAGCGCUGAGCAGCAGAAAGCGAAACAAAAGAGCCAUGAAAGAGCCGUGUGGCGCGGUGCACCCGCUCGCCCGCAGACCGAGUUUCGGUAGCGAUCUGCGGCGCGUGAUGGGCCCGAGCACCCCUAAACGAAGCACACCUAUUGAGAGGUGUCAAAUACAGUAAAAGAGUAACGUUAGGGACUCUGUUUCAAACCCAUGAAUAAUAAUUAUUCAACGACGUAAGAAUUAUUAAAUUCUAUAAGUCCCUGGCUGGACCAUGGGGCAGAUUCUACACAAUGACAAAGUAUUUGUGAAAUGUAUUUAUUAUAACCCUGUUGGAAAGUCGGGCUUAAUAUGGUAUAGCUAGUCAAAACUAGUCAUUAUCAGGUGUAAACUGGUUCAUAAAAUGGUAACAAACCAGCAACUUUGAAUCUUGGUCAAAUUAGUUGUUUAUUUUUUUGCACAAUGAGGCAAAUCAAGCACAAUCUAGAAAGAGGUAACCUGACAUUGUUAUCCUAAACAGUUUUUUUUUUCUAAAUUAAUGUAUUUAGAUUAAUUGACCAAUGCAAACCCAGUUAAUAUUGAUGUUACCGUUAUCAGUUUACCUUGGUUAUAGCUGGUCUAAACUGGUUCCAAAACAGCUACCGACUUGUUUUUCCCAAUGGGCAAAUGUUGUAAAGAAAGUAUGCAUGUUUUCUUUAUACUGAAUGUAUUACCUCAAAUGUGUUUUUAACAUUUCUUAUAACUAUAAAAAACGCAGUGAUUCUUGAUAAAAGAUCUGUUACUUCAGAUUCGUUUCCACUUUGUCUUGUAUUAGACAAUAAAAGAAUCAUAAAAAAAGUUGUCUGAGAAAUAAU
Messenger RNA from Carassius gibelio (silver crucian carp), 1903 nucleotides. RefSeq names its product GTP-binding protein Rhes-like. Bases 79 to 1230 code for a protein of 383 amino acids. The record is from RefSeq and is a predicted model, not a curated record. NCBI's taxonomy places the organism in Eukaryota, Metazoa, Chordata, Actinopteri, Cypriniformes, Cyprinidae. Gene Ontology annotation, molecular function: GTPase activity; GTP binding. The transcript is spliced from 2 exons.